Manihot esculenta (cassava) is the source of this 1885-nucleotide messenger RNA. RefSeq lists its product as uncharacterized. The transcript has 3 exons. The record is from RefSeq and is a predicted model, not a curated record. NCBI's taxonomy places the organism in Eukaryota, Viridiplantae, Streptophyta, Magnoliopsida, Malpighiales, Euphorbiaceae. Bases 259 to 1680 code for a protein of 473 amino acids.
UGAGAUCUUCACCUGAUUGACUCUUCACUUCGUUUCCCUUGUCUAUAAAAUCUCUCUCUCUCUCUGUGGCUCUGUAAGUUUUUUAUGGUGUUUGUACUAAAAAGCUGCUAUUCCAGUUUUAAAUGCCUCCCUGCUGUUUCUUUACCAGCUUUUCACUGUCUCUGCAUUCUCUCAUUAUUUCAUUUUCCUUUACUUAAUUCUCUUCCCCCUCUUUGCUCUUGAUUUAAACCCUUUUUUAAAUUUCAAAACAGUAUCAGAAUGGCUUCUAUGAUUCCUUCCUCCUCUCAUGAAAAGCCUUUUUUGAUUGAGAAAAGGCCUCUGAUGCUCAAGGAUUAUCUUACGGAUGAUCUCAGUUCCUGUUCUUCCAAUGGCUUCAAAUCCUUUCCCCGCAGACAAUGCUGCACCACCGUCCGUUUUCUACUCGAAAUCGAUCUCAACACAAACCCCAAAAAUCAACGUCGACAAUUUUUCAAAAGAACCACAUCAUCUAAAGCAGCUUCUACAACAAUCUCUGCUCUUCAAAAGGCAUCAGAGGCCGUUAUUAACGCUGUUAAGCUACUUCCUUUUCCUUCCUCCUCCACCAAGUCGUCAUUUCCGUUCCUCCACAGCAGAACCAGAAAAGGAGGCCUUCUGCCCCGAAGCCUUUCGCGGAAGCUCUUCAAGAAAAGCUCAAGGAAGAAAGAGGAUCAUAGAGAAAGGGAAGGCAGCGAGAUCAGACGGUUUAGAUCUUUCCGUGACUUCUUAGAGGAAAGAGAUGAACCGUCAGAUCACAACACAGUUCAAAACUACGCCUCUCCCGUCGCAAACGUAUGUAGACUGUCAACGAGUUCAGGCAGCAACAGUCAGAGUUGGACUGACAGCGAAUUUACUGUUGAUAGCGGUAAUUCAGAGAGUUACAGCAGCCAAAACGCCGUCGCAGGCGGCCAAAUUGAUUUACCCAGCGAGAAGAAAGUCAGCGAGGCAGUAGGCGCAACGAGCGGUGAGGAUUCCAUGGCCUUCUCCGUGGAAAAAAACGCAAAGGAGUGGCCCAAUGAAGAGGAGAAAGAGCAAUUUAGUCCAGUAUCAGUGCUGGACUGCCCAUUCCAAGAUGAAGAAGAUACUAACUGCUCUCCUUUCCAGCGCAGUCUUGUCCGAAUGGAGGGAGCUAAACAGAAAUUUAUGGCAAAGAUCAGAAGAUUUGAGAGGCUUGCUGAGUUAGACCCACUGAACCUAGAAAUGCAAAUGGAUUUAGCAGUUGAAGAAGAUGAACCCCUCAAAUACCCUAGUUCAUUGUCCCUCCAAAACGACGUUGAAGAAGAAAGAGGUCCUCACCAGCUUCUCAAGCUCGCCAAGGCAACAAUACAAUCGAAUCAUCGCCUGACAUCUAAUGCAGACACCAUCUUAUUAGACUUCUUCAGGGAGAAAAUUAUGGAAAACAGAGCAAAUGGUAACUUGUUAGAAGGACCCAAGUCAGAUUUAAAGAAGGAGAUAGAGGAGGCUCAAGAUUGGAUAAAUGGGUAUCCAGAAGAAAUGUUUAUAGGCUCGGAGGUGAAGGAUACAAGAGCCGUCUGCGUCAGAGAUAUGGAGAGGAAAGGGAAAUGGAAAAAUUUUGAUGAAGAAAAAGAAGAGUUGGUGUUGGCGUUGGAGAUUGAGGUGUUUAAUGCUUUGGUGAAGGAAGCCAUGCUUGAUCUCCCAAGCUAAUUAUUUGUAGAAUGAAUAUUGGAUUAGUUCAAGGUUGCUUUACUCAUUUGGAGGCAGGCCAUUUUUAGCUUUGAAUGAUUGAAGCCACCUUGAAGCAUUUAGUCACUUUGGAAGCAUCGGCAGUUUGGUCUCUUCUUAUUUCUUUUAAUUUUUGGAAGAAAAAUUAAAAAAGCAAAAUUUUGAAAUAAGAAAAAUUUUACAAAUA